Protopolystoma xenopodis is the source of this 790-nucleotide messenger RNA. The record is from the annotation of a GenBank genome assembly. Lineage: Eukaryota; Metazoa; Platyhelminthes; Monogenea; Polystomatidea; Polystomatidae.
GUGUCAGUUACUAAAAUUCAUCUUUAAUAUCGCCUUGCUGGCUUGGGGCGAGUUGCGCCCUUUUCGUUUCCCCACAAUGUUUGAUAGUAUUGAGUCCGGUGUUUCUCUACAAAAUGACUUCUCGUAUAACAAUAAUGUUGCAAAAGCCAACAUUUACAUCAGGAUGGGAUUUAUCCGUAAGGUAUAUGGCCUCCUUUCAGCACAAUUGAUAAUUACUCUUGUUAUCGCCUCGAUAAUCGCUAAUUUUUCUGAACAAGUUAGCAAACUAGUUGCAGAAAGACCGUUUGUUCUGACCCUUGUUAUCGCUGGAAAUUUUAUUUCUUUGUUUAUGCUGCUAUGGAAAAAGCGACAAGUUCCGAUCAAUUUAUUUCUACUUUUUACAUUCACGAUCUUUGAGUCUACUCUCAUUGGCCUAGCUGUCGCUCAUUAUUCGGUGAAUAUAGUGCUUCAAGCACUUGCUCUUACGAUUGUCACGUUCAUUAGCUUAACCGUAUACACAUUUCAAACCAAAAAAGAUUUCUCCUCCUGGGGAGCCGGCCUUUUCGUAUUCCUGUUUCUGCUUCUUUCGGCAGGCCUACUUAACUUUUUUUUGGGGUCUCCACUCUUGGAUUUUGCCAUUUCAGUCUCUGGCUGUGUAGUGUUCAGCCUCUUCAUAAUAUACGACACGAAUGCUAUAAUGCAUCGCACCUCUCCUGAAGAGUACAUCAUUGCAUGCGUUGAAUUGUAUACUGAUAUAAUCAAUCUAUUUAUUCAUUUGCUACGUUUUCUUGAUGCUAUUCGUGAUAAAUGA